CCCCGGGGUGCGGGUCAGUCCCGGGGUGCGCGUCAGCCCCGGGGUGCGGGUCAGCCCCGGGGUGCGCGUCAGCCCCGGGGUGCGGAUCGGUCCCGGGGUGCGGGUCGGUCCCGGGGUGCGGGUCAGUCCCGGGGUGCGCGUCAGCCCCGGGGUGCGGGUCAGCCCCGGGGUGCGGAUCAGCCCUGGCCGGCCCCGCCGGUUCUCCCGGGCUGGACCCUUCAUGCCCAGCGUGCUUCGGUCCCCGGCCCCGGGGGACGAACGUGUCACGGAACCAGCUCGGCAUUAACGCCCAGCCCUCGGCGCAGCCGGCGGCCCUGAUGAGGCUGCUGGGCGGCGUGGCCGUCCCCCUGCCCGAGGUGCUCCCGGCCGCGUCCCUGCGCGGGUGGGCGGCCGGUGGCCCCGGGGCGGCCGGGGAGCGGCGGCCGCCUGGACCGGAGCUGCUCCAUCUUCCCCCCGGAGCUGGCGGGGGGCUGCAGCGAGAAGGAGCUACUUGAUGCCGAUGUGAGGAGCGGCGGGGAGAGCGGCCGCACCAUGCCUCCAGCUCCGGGGUGGUGGCUGGUGACCGGGGGGUUCAGGAGAAACUGGUCCCCCUGCGACGCCCUGCCACAGGGCUGUGACCUCCUGCAGCAUCGGUACCGAGCCCGGCUGGAAGCAGCAGCCUGGACGGAGAGCCAGGGCGUGAAGCUGAUUUCUGUCACUGCAGGAAAGCGACCCCGUGGAGAGGGGAAUGACGGGGGGCUGCUCCCCAGGCAGCGUCUGGCCCACAAAGGGUUACACAAGGCAAUCUGGAGUGACACCACUGCCACCAGCCCCAGAGCUCAGCUCCUUCCUGGUCGGAUCGGAGGCUUGCCUGAAGUGGGAUUGGGGAAGGGGUCAGUGGCUGCACAGAGGAGCCGGAGCCAGUCCGUGCCCCCAGCCACCAGCCAGGGGCUGCCGCGCCGGCCGGCUGCCACGGCCGCCCUCCCUCGCUUGCGCUGGCGGGUGGCCACCAUGGAGGAGAUGCUGAUCUGGGAGCAGCACACGGUGACACUGAGCAAGGACCCUCAACGGGGCUUUGGCUUCGCUGUCGCCGGAGGCCGGGACCGUCCCAACAGGGCGACCGGAGACACGGCGCUGGUCGUGGCGGAUGUGGUGUCUGGGGGACCGGCGGUGGGCCGCCUGCAGAGGAAGGAUCACAUCGUGAUGGUGAAUGGCCUUUCCAUGGAGAACGCCUCGUCCUCCUUUGCCAUCCAGACACUCAAAACCUGCGGCAAGAUCGCCAACAUUACACUAAAAAGACCAAAGAAGGUCCACCUCCCUGUGAGCAAGAGCAGCCCCGGGUCCCCCACUGCGCCCCAGCGCUACGACUCGGAUGAGGACCACAGGUCACACGGUGGGGAUCCGGCCUUGCACCGGUCCCGGGAUGACCUUGACCACAGCCAGGGCUACGACGGGGACUCAUCCAGCGAGAGAAGCUCCGGCCACCACCGGGAUGACCACCGCCACCACAAGGCAGCAUCCCGGAGCUGGAGGCGAAGCCAGGACAGCAGCCACUGGAGGCAGAGCCCGGGCAGUGGCUCAGAUCGGAGGGGCCACAGCCGGCACCGCUCUGCCAACAGCUUCAGCCAUGAAGGGGACACCAACGGGCUGGUCCUGGUGUCGGGCUUCAAGCGGCUGCCGCGCCGGGAUGUGCUGAUGAAGCCCAUCACAUCAGUCCUGGUGAAGCAGAAGCAAAAUGAAGAGUAUGGCCUGAAGCUGGGAAGUCAGCUCUUCAUCAAGCACAUAGUGGAGAGCGGGCUGGCAGCGAAGGGCAGCUCCUUGCAGGAGGGAGACCUCAUCCUGAAGAUCAACGGGGUGGCCAGUGAGGACAUGUCCCUGGCUGACACCCAGCAGCUCAUCGAGCGGGCGGAGGGGACCCUGACUCUGCUCAUCCUCCGGGAUCACCGGCAGUUCCUGGUCAACAUCCCCGACAUAGAAGACAGCCAGAGUGACAGCUCCCGGAUGGAUGAUAUCUCCGACAUCGACACUGAACUGUCCCACCCGCCAUCCCCUGAGACCUCCCUGCAACCUCCAGCUGCUGCCAGGAUGGAUUCACCACCGGAGAGGAGGCGAUCGAACAGGGACCCUCCAGCCAACACAGUCACUGACAGUGCUCAGGGCCCUGACCUGCUGGAAGCUGUGGAGGGGGAUGGCUGCCACGGCCCCCGCGCCGGCCCCGCUGCCCGGGCUGCCCACAAGGACGGGCACGUCUCCAACUCCAGGGUCGUGCGUUUCGUGAAGGGCAAGAGCGUUGGGCUACGGCUGGCUGGCGGGAACGAUGUGGGCAUCUUCGUGUCGAGCGUGCAGGAAGGGGGCCCAGCCGACAGCCAGGGUGUCCAGGAAGGGGACCAGAUCCUGCAGGUGAAUGACACCAGUUUCCAGAACCUGACCCGCGAGGAGGCUGUGGAGUAUCUCAUGAGCCUGCCGCUGGGGGAGGACAUCACACUGUGGACCCAGAACAAUCAGGACAUUUACAGGAAGAUGAUCUCGUCCAACAUGGGUGACUCAUUCUAUAUCCGGACACACUUUGACUUUGAGAAGGACACACCUUCAGGGCUCAGCUUCAUCCGUGGGGACGUCUUCCACGUGCUGGACACCAUGUACCGGGGCAGACUGGGGAGCUGGCUGGCUGUGCGCAUGGGCAGGGACCUGCAGGAGCAGGACAAGGGCAUCAUCCCCAACCAGAAGAGGGCUGAGCAGAUCGCCAGCCUGGAGUCGGUGCUGAAAGCCACAUCUGGUGCCAACCCCUCUGGGGCACGGGCUGAGUUUUGGAAGCUGCGGGGCCUGCGAGGGGCCAAGAAGAUGCUGCGGAAGAGCCGGGAGGACCUGUGUGCCCUCACCAAGCAGGGCCGCUACCCGCCCUACGAGAGGGUGGUCCUGAAGGCAGCCAACUUCAAGCGGCCAGUGGUGAUCCUGGGCCCCAUCGCAGACAUUGCCAUGCAGAAGCUGAGCACGGAGCUGCCCGAGCUGUUCGAGAUUGCCCCGAGCGUGCCCCGAGACGGGGCAUCAUCCAAGGUCAUCAAGUUGGACGCUGUGCAGCAGAUCGCAGAAAAGGACAAGCACGCCCUGUUGGACAUCACGCCCUCGGCUGUGGAGCGUCUCAACUACGUGCAGUACUACCCCAUGGUGGUGUUCUGUGAGCCCGAGAGCCGGCAGGGCAUCAAGGCCAUGCGCCAGUGGCUGGCGCCCGACUCCAGGAAGAGCUCCCGGCGCCUCUACACCCAGGCCAGCAAGAUGAAGAAGUAUUGCAGCCACCUCUUCACCGCCACCGUCAGCCUCAGUGGCAGCAGCAACGCUUGGUACGAAGCGCUCAAGGACAUCAUCAGGGCGCAGCAGAGCCAGCCUGUCUGGACAGCAGUGGAGCAGGCCUCUGUUACCCCCACCCCGCAGGCAGAGGUGGCACUGGAGGACAGUCUGGACCUGCUGAACCCGCCGAGUGCGGCGGCCUCGGGCUACCUGAGCUGUGACAGCCAAGCCAACAGUGACUACGACGACACGGAUGGCGAGGCGGGUGCCUACACCGACGCUGAGGCCGAGGAGGUCUGUGACCAGCCUGGGCUGGCUCGCUCCUCCGAGCCAGCACCAGCGUCCUUAAGCCACGUCCCGAGCCAGCAGGUGCCCGAGCAGCAGUGGCGGGGCCAGCACUACGACAGCAUCAGGGAAUACGAGCACGCCGCUGUAAGGAAGAGGUUCACACGGGCCAGGGACGACUCAGACCAGGACGAAGGCUACGAGUGGGGCCCGGCUACCGACGUGUAGCGGCACCACUGGCCUCAAUCCCCCUUGGGCCAGCCUGGCCGCAGCCCCCCCGCCCCGGGGCCACGUUCUGAUCCAGGUAGUGCCAAGCACCAGCACCUGGCCAGGCUGGAUGGGGCCCCAGCCUGCUGUACCCCUCACCACCUCCUGCCUUCUUCCCCCUUUUGGCCCCAGCCUCUGCUGCUGGAAUAAAAGGGACGUUUUGAGCA
Molecule: messenger RNA, 3983 nt
Organism: Tyto alba (common barn owl)
Lineage: Eukaryota; Metazoa; Chordata; Aves; Strigiformes; Tytonidae
Gene: TJP3
Product: tight junction protein 3
Exons: 21
Coding region: 532-3777 (1081 amino acids)
Biological process (GO): protein localization to cell-cell junction; establishment of endothelial intestinal barrier; cell-cell adhesion
Cellular component (GO): plasma membrane; bicellular tight junction
Molecular function (GO): cell adhesion molecule binding
Source: RefSeq, a predicted model, not a curated record